Molecule: messenger RNA, 2404 nt
Organism: Lates calcarifer (barramundi perch)
Lineage: Eukaryota; Metazoa; Chordata; Actinopteri; Centropomidae
Exons: 3
Coding region: 1566-2219 (217 amino acids)
Biological process (GO): positive regulation of T cell proliferation; negative regulation of T cell proliferation; cell surface receptor signaling pathway
Cellular component (GO): external side of plasma membrane
Source: RefSeq, a predicted model, not a curated record
CAAACAUAGACCCAUAUCUAACCUUCACUUCCUCUAUAAGAUCCUUCACAAAACAGUGUCCUCAGGGUUCUGGUCUUGGACCAGGUCUAUUCACCUUGUAUUUGCUUCCUUUAAGAAACAUUAUCAGGAAACUCUCCAUAAAUGUAAAAAUAAUGUAAUGAUUUCCCGCCAGGGAUUAAUAAAUGAUUCCAUUCCAACUUCCAUUGUUAUGCAGAUGAUACUCAACUAUACUUGAUGAAUCUGAUGAAGGUCUCUACUGGUUACAUUGAUGAAGGUGUUGACUCUCCUCAGAGCAGACUGAGGGUCAGAGGUCAGUGACAUCACUUCCUGUUUCUAUGACAGUAUGAAGUAACCUGCUGACCUCUGCAGCGUUCUGACAGUCUUUGAUUUGAACUGUACAGGACACAAAGCUGCUUCAGAGUAGCCUCAGUUUGACUGAAGGUGACAGGCUCUGUCCCCCCUCCCAUGGUAACAGGGGCCUCCCCCAGCAGGACAAUGCUCCCAACACACCACAGAAACCAAGGCCUCCAAACUCCCCAAAACCCAAUCUGAUCCAGGAUCUGUGGGAUGAUCCAGAACAAGACAGAUCCAUGGAGGCCCUCUGUCCUGAAACCCUCAGGACCCAAAGGAUCCACUGUCAAUGUCCUAGUUCCAGACCCCGCAGGACCCCCUCAGAGUUCCUAGUCCAUGUCCUGCCAUGCCCUGUGACAUCAGAAAGAUCUCCUCAGUAUUAGUGUAACAGCAGGUCUGUAGCUGCUUCACACUGAAGACUCUGAGUUCAGUUCUUGAAGUGAUCAUGUCCUCACUUUGUUUCUCCUUCGGUUCCUUGUUGCUUGUUUAAAGGUUUGGUAUCUAAGUCUUGAUAAAGACCUGAAUCAUUAGACGGUCUCUGGCAUCAGGAUCAAUAGAAAUGAUUGAUCCCAUCUCUGUGUUUAUUGGAGCAGCUGCUGAUGAAGGUGUUUCUCCAUGUUUCUGUUCAGGUAACAGGAGCAGGUAAAUGUCUGGACUGUGCUUGGUCGAUGAAGAAGGUCGACUGACGUCAUGGCGUCGUGUUUCCGUCCGGUCUGUGGUCAGCUGCUUUCUCAGGAUUUAAUCCAACUGUUCUCAUGUGUUUCUGUUUGUUUCUUCGGACAAAGGAACGAGUCUGAAACAGAGACUGAACCGAGGCUCAGUCGGUCUGUGUCUGAAUGAGACGUUCAGAGGUCGGUCUGUGGAGGGAAACCUCCACCUGCUGGUCCAGACCGACGACCGCCUCCUACAGGAAGCAGCUCAGGUUUGUCUGAACCGUCUGAGUUAGGAUGUGUCUGAGAAUCCUCUGAGGACGGAACAGAAACUGUUCACACCUUUUCAUUUAGAGAGAAUGAAAAGGUGUGAACACACACACACACACACACACACACACACACACACACACUGAUUUCACCAUGACGCAGCUCUUGUUGAAACUGAAAGUGAAACUAAAGUUUCCUCUGCGUCAGUCUGAGUCUGAGCUGAGGACACAGUCAGUCUGAUUCAUUCAGCUGCGGUCACAUCACAGACGAACGGAUCGAACGGGAUUUAACGGGAUGAAGAUGUUGCUGGUGUUCGUGAUCUUCCUGCACGUUUCCCAGCAUGCCUUGGGUAUAGAGGUGUAUGAGGGGGCGGAGUCAGUCCUGCUGCCCUGUCAGGUCAACGCCUCUGUCUCUGAGAAGUCCACAGCGGUGUGGAGCCGAGAAGACUUCAGAGACCCGAUUGUUCAUGCUCGUCAGCAGAGUGGAGACGUCCUCGGAGACCAGAACCAUCUUUACACCAACCGAACGUCGAUGAGGACGGACGCUCUGCAGACUGGAGACCUCAGCCUCACUCUGAGGAAACCCUCCAUCAGUGACAGUGGCAACUACACCUGCACCGUCCGGAGGUCUGGACAAGAUCUGAGCCGGACUCAAGUACAACUGAAUGUUAUCUUGUCAACUGCUGAACCUCCAGCCUGGCCCAAGGUCCUCGCAGCUGUCCUGGUUGUCCUGGUUGUCCUGAAUGUCCUGGCUGCAGCUGUCAUCGGUGUCCUCAUGUAUAAAAUGUAUAAAGGGAUGAAGGAAAGAAAAGCUUCUUACUUCUACUCUCUGAUGAGAGACAUGAUGACGACGGUGUCACAGUUCUUCUCCAACGUCACCGGUCAUGGCGUCAGUUCACAGCAAGGUAAGAGACGAUCGAGAAGAUCACCUGCUGAGACAGAAGAGUGAUGUCAGCUGUUACACCUCGCAGAGGUCGGAGCAGUGGACUCAGGUCAGAGCAGAGGUGGACUUCAGUGGAUUUAUCUGAAGUUUUUAAUGUCAUGUUGUUGUUGUGUCGACUACAGAACCGUAUCUAGUCAGACAGAAGGUCCACGCAGGUGUCCUGGUUCCUCUGGUUCCUGUGGUUCUCCUGU